Molecule: messenger RNA, 1453 nt
Organism: Brassica oleracea var. oleracea
Lineage: Eukaryota; Viridiplantae; Streptophyta; Magnoliopsida; Brassicales; Brassicaceae
Exons: 2
Coding region: 88-1449 (453 amino acids)
Source: RefSeq, a predicted model, not a curated record
GCAAAAAUCCGUAGCUGUAGAAAGACGUAAAAAGCAUUAAAAACCCUAGCCGCUCUCCCAGGCACAGACAUCGAGGCAACCAGUCAAAUGCUCUCUUCCGGCGCCGGCGAAGGCUAUUCUCGCUGGCGCAGGGACUCCAAGACGAAUCCGUUCAUCUUCUUCGUAGAUCUGUUAUGUUCUUACUUGUUACUUUGCUUGUUUCCAUGCUUUCUGUUGUUGAAGAUUGACAACGAGAAGCCUUGUUCAGUGCAACGGAGGAAGUCAAGACGUCUCCUCGAAUCACCCCUUGCAGUGGCUCUAUCCUUCUGGGUGGUGUUUUUAUCUUCAGUGGCGAGCCCGUCAUUCAACUUUGGAGCCGGAUCUGUGCUCUCAAGGGAGUCUCCCCAUUCUCCAUUCGUGUUUGUCAUCACCUCCCACCGCCACAAUUCACUAGGGCUUGCUAGCUGCCCCGCCGAACUCUCUGUAACCAAUUACUCAUCUGACAAUGCAAGGUCUUGUCCACGGCGUUUUGGUUUCCAUUUUGCCCCGCCGGACGCUCUGAAUCUCACAGUUCAGAAAGCCCAUAAUUUGGCUGUCAAAAGCAGAACCACCAGAUCAAGUCGUCUCGAGUAUGGGCUCGCCAGAUCUAAGGGUUUAUGUGUACCUGAAGCGUCUCCUCCCCUCUGUCCCGUCUCUUCACCAUCUCAACUCUGUGAACCACUGGUCAUAUAUUUUCUCAACCCCGACAGAUCCUCUGAUAUGAGUUUUCAAUAUGUUGCAAUGGGAUUGCAGUUUAGCUCAGGUCCCGACGAGAGCCAUGGAUCCCGAUACGGUAAUAUCGGAAUUCACUUUCUCAGCCGGACCUCAGUUCACAUUCUCUCAUCAUUGAUAGUCAAUAGUAUCACCUCUCCGCCGCCUCGCCCCGUCACUCCAAUCCUUUCCGAGAGCCGUUGGUACUCAACUGACACAUGCUUUGGUUUGAACCAAAACCAUUUAUGGAGUUUAAACUUGCCAAUUGUUUUAAACUUGAGCCAUCAUUCCUCCUCCAAAGCAUCAUGUCUGUCCACGGUCCGCCAUCGCGCCUUAGUGCAAAGGGUUCACCUAGCCCAAAGCUGUGAUGUUGUGCUGAAAUUGCCAUUAUUUGUACAUCCAUCACAGAUUCACCUAGUUUCUUCGGAGAACUUCGAAGAUGUCGGAGCUAGAGCUGUUCAUGCUCGUUCCACCACCUUCCAAACUUUGCUGUUUGGUUUAAUCAACGUCGAUUACGACCAUUUCAGGCUCGUGGUAGUAACCUAUUCAGGGACACAGCUGAUGCUUCCCAUGGUUCUCCAAUUGUCGAGCAAGACUCUCUUGUUAGCUUUGUUGUUCCUUGUUCUAGUGUUUUGUUUUUAUGAUGUUCAUCAAACCGUCGAGGAUCCCUCCGGUUCUAUCUUGUUUCUGUUGAACCUAGCUUCGAAUGUAAUCGCUUAAACUC